GAGCGGCGCGAGUGAAAAAGAGAUACAGGGAGAAAGCCACGAGCUGAAGAGAAGCGUGCAAACUGGGAUGAGUGAUACACGCACCGGGCCCUUUCUUUAGCCUCCAUCACGAGUGAGAGAAAGUGUGUGCACGGAGGAGAGCGCACAAGAGACUGAGAGAGUGAGAGAGAGUUGGAAGAAGAAGAAGAAGAAGCUUGAAGAAUUUAGAAAAAGGAACAAAAGCGGGGACUAAAACUACAACUAUGCUGUGCUGCAUAAGAAGAACCAAGCCGGUGGAGAAGAACGAGGAUGCCGACCAGAAAAUCGAGCAGGACGGGACGGCCAAACCCGAGGAUAACAAGGCUCACAAGGCUGCUACCAAAAUACAGGCGAGCUUCCGUGGACACAUAACUCGGAAAAAGAUGAAAGACGGAGAAGAUGACAAGGAAGAGGAAGCUCCCGUCAACGGAGAGAACGUGGUGAACGGCGUAGAGGAAGACGGAGAGGACGCCAAGAGCACAGAAGAAGCGAAGGAAGACGCGCCUGCCAAGGAGUCGAAGAAAGAAGAGGAGAGCCAAGCCAAAAGCCCCGAACCAGAGAAGCCCGCUAACUCUCCGGCUCCUCCCGCUGAAUCGGCGGCGUCUCCUGUAGCUCCACCCGCCGCCGCCGCCGCUACCUCCCCGACGGCCGAAGCCCCGAAAGCCGAACCGAAAGCGGAGGAGAAAGCGGAGGAGAAGCCCAAAGAGGUGGAAGCGGCCAAGAGUCCCACCACGGCGCCCCCGGCCCCCGCCCCCACCCCUGUGCCCGUGAGCGAGGAGAAAACCGAGGAGGAGCAGAAGAGCGAAGAGAAGACGGAGGAGGACAGACAAGCCGACGUGCCUGCCGCUGUAAGCCCGACAGCGGACAAGGAGGAGUCUAACCAAACAAAAGAAGAUGCUGCAGAGGAGAGUAAACCUGAGGCCCCCGCUCCAGCAGAGGGCGCAGACGCCCCUGAGUCCCAGGACGACUAAGCCCGAGCUGAAGAAUGAAUGAAAGAGGAACAACCCAGAUCUAAAAUGGUGGCUCUUCGCUCUUCGCUCUUCGCUCGUUCCUUCCGAGUGCGAGAGUCGUUUCUAUUUGUUUGUCAUUUUUUGUGUGGCAAUGAUUUUCUCGGGGGGAGUUUCCAGUGUGGAGUUUUUUGGCUCAUACUAAGAGAAAGUGGUGAUGAAAAAUGAUUGUGAACGUGAGGAAGACGAAGUUUGAUUUUAUUUAAUGACACUAUUUAUGCUUAGUGGUAGAACAGAUGCACCCAACUGGAUGUGACACAUGAGGUGCACUGCACUGAGGUGCGGGGCAUUUUUCUUAGCAUUAACAUUUAGAAUCUGUUUGCAGCUGCACGCACAAACAAACUGUGACCGAUGCAAGUUUAGUCUUUACCCUGUAGGACACAGCACUGACACAUUUGAACAAACGAAUGUAAUUAUGUGUUGUCCAGUUGGGGGCGCUCUCCUGUAUCCAAAUGAACUAUACUCCAUAUUGAGCUGGACACGUUCGAGCUCAGUUUACACUUUUACAAACGUGUUUACUCACAUGUCACUAAAGGACCUGCUGCCAUUUUAAUAUAUAUCAAAUCUGCUAUAGUACCAUGUAAAUUUGCUUUUACUUGACAAAUUGUGAGAACAGUAGCAUGAACCAUCGAACCAGAUGCAUGAUGGGAACUCUCCCUCUGAGAGGAACUUUUUCGCAGUCACAAAAACUUAAGAGGUGGCGGCUUCUUUUUGAUGUCUUUGAUGUUGUUAUGACAGUUUAUAAGAAUUGGAAAAAAAAACUCUUGCACUGAUGUUGAAAAAGAGAAAAAAGUCAAUGAAAAAUCAAACGAACAAAAACAAAAAAUACUUUUCCUAUGUUUCAGUGAGUGCAAUGUCCAGUUUCAACUUAUCCAGGAGUUUCAAACUUGUGAGAAAAAAUGCGAAAAAAAAAUUCAAAUGGUUUAAUGUCUGUUUUCAAAAUAAAGCAAAUGUGCCAAUUACCAUCAGAA
Periophthalmus magnuspinnatus is the source of this 1996-nucleotide messenger RNA. RefSeq names its product growth associated protein 43 (gene gap43). Gene Ontology annotation, molecular function: protein binding. Gene Ontology annotation, biological process: regulation of growth. The record is from RefSeq and is a predicted model, not a curated record. The coding region runs from base 243 to 989 and encodes 248 amino acids. NCBI's taxonomy places the organism in Eukaryota, Metazoa, Chordata, Actinopteri, Gobiiformes, Gobiidae. The transcript has 3 exons.